Diprion similis is the source of this 978-nucleotide messenger RNA. RefSeq lists its product as uncharacterized. The record is from RefSeq and is a predicted model, not a curated record. The transcript is spliced from 5 exons. The coding region runs from base 7 to 978 and encodes 323 amino acids. Lineage: Eukaryota; Metazoa; Arthropoda; Insecta; Hymenoptera; Diprionidae.
AAGAAGAUGAAGAUGAUGAAGAUGAUGAAGAAGAAGAAGAAGAAGAAGAAGAAGAAAAAGGCCAACAGCAGGCCUGGUUUGCGUUACAGAAAUCGCGUCGCUCAGGAGCGCGGCACAAGAUCAUUCAAGAUCAGAAGUGAUGAUGACGAUGACGAUGACGAUGAUGACGAUGAUGACGAUGAUGAUGAGAAGAAGCAAAAGCAGUGUGCAGAUAGGAUGGAAGUAAGUAUGGAAGUAGCAAGGCAGGCAGGCAGGCAGGCAGUCAGUCAGUCAGUCAGUCAGUCUCAGCGACAACGACACGUCGAAGAACCAUCGUCCGAUCAUCAUCAUCAUCAUGAUAAUUUCCCGGGAGUCCGAUUCGUUCCAUCGAUCGGGGAACGGGUGCUUCUGGCAGCGGUAGAAGAAGAGGCUGAUGCUGCUGGUGCUGCUGGUGUUGCUGUUGGUUCUAGGUGGCAGUGGCAGAAGCAAAAGCAGAAGCAGAAGCAGAAGCAGAAGCAUAAGCUGAGCUUGAGCAGCCGCCAGAAAGCGGAGCACGUGCUCGAGGCGCAAAUGACGCGAACCUCCGGCUCCCCGCACCCGGAACACCAGCAUCGGCCGUCAGCCUUACCAGGGGGACCAGGGCUGCCUGGCCGCACAGCCACAAACCCAGCGGUGACUAUCAAUUAUCAAGAAGCGGCGUUUGCCCCGCCAAACCGCAUCGCGCGUGCCCGACUCGCAGCCAGACUCGCGAGGAAGAACUUUCUGAGAAAUUCAAACGCGAGGUUGAAAAACACAUGUUGGGGCCACGUGUGGGGUGGCGGCGAUGCUGCAGCGCUGCAUGGUCCCGGUGCGGUGCAGCAGCAAGACCAUCACCAUCGGCAGCGGCUGGUGCCGUUUGGGUUUGGAAUCGCCCCACUUCCAUCUGCGUCCUGGUCCACCCCCACCGCCCCUCGACCAUGGUGCAGCACUUCUGGUCCACCGUCGGCAUCUCGACGGUAA